UAUACCCUAUAUUCACCGAUGUAAUCAAACUUCCGAAUUUAACAGAGCUACGUCAUGAAAUUGAAGUUUGGAAGAAAGCUUGUAAGUCUCUACCGGGCUACUCUAGAGAUGAAAACACUGUCCGUGCCAUUUUAAGAAAAAAGGUUUAUUCUUUAGAGAACCUGCUGAAAAAAAAACUGUAUGACAUAAGACCAUCAGAGGAGAGCUAUCAAGCAAGCUUAGUGGAACUCAGUAAUAAGUAUAAGAUACGAAAUAGAUCUCUGCUGGUGAAGACUGGAAUUGUUUUAGCGUGUGUUAUAAUUCUUUUCUUUCUUCAAAGUAUACCAAAUCUAAAUCUCAGCCUGGGUUGGAUUGCCAUUUUGGGAGCGAUUGUACUGCUGAUCCUAGCCGACUUCGAUGAGAUUGAAAGCGUCAUUUCUCGUGUGGAAUGGAGCACACUCCUGUUUUUUGCUGCUCUUUUUGUUGUAAUGGAGGCUUUAGCAGAAUUACAAUUAUUGUGGUACAUCGGGCAGUUAACACAGGAUUGGAUAAGUGCUGUUGAUGAAAAUCAACGUCUCCUAGUCGCCAUUUUGCUAGUUAUAUGGGUGUCAGCCAUAGCAUCCAGUUUCAUUGACAACAUUCCAUUUACAACUGUUAUGAUCAAGAUUGUUAUAACAUUAUCAAACAACAAAGAACUCAACCUGCCUUUAACUCCUUUGGUAUAUGCCUUGGCCUUUGGAGCUUGUUUGGGUGGAAACGGAACUCUGAUUGGUGCCUCAGCCAAUGUUGUCUGCGCAGGCGUAGCUGAACAGCAUGGUUACCGAUUUACAUUUAUGGAUUUUUUUAAGAUUGGUUUUCCGGUGAUGUUGCUGACUGUUACAAUUUCUACAGGAUACUUACUUCUUUGUCACGUGGCCCUGGACUGGAAUAGUUGACCACACAAAACAACACAAACUAUGUAGAUACGUAUCUCCAUAGUUCUGUGAUUUAUUUCAACGUAAUCAAAAUUAAAAACCAUUUGGAAAGAUUUAACAACUGUUUUAAUGGAAAAUAAAAUAAAAUUUACUAGUGAGUGAUUCAUUUUUCGUAGAAGGUAAUUUAAUUAUAAAGAACAAUACGAACGCUCAUUAAAUACUUCGUAUGAUUACGUCUGUGUUGUUCUUUAUAACAUGAAGUUUCUGAAGUUACUAAUGAUAAAUCAAAUUCACAAUCGUGGAAUGAGAAGUGAUUUUAACUAUUUCUUACAAAAUUUGGAAUAAUGCUUAGAUAUUAAGUCGAGAUUAAAAUCAAUGUGUAAACUUUGUAAGUUUAGAUUCCAAUUUAUAGUGUAUAUUUGUAUCUUUGUUAAAUAAACUAAAGUACGUUCAAAGUACUGACACUGUUAUUUGAA
Limulus polyphemus (Atlantic horseshoe crab) is the source of this 1369-nucleotide messenger RNA. Its product is annotated as P protein-like. The record is from RefSeq and is a predicted model, not a curated record. Gene Ontology annotation, biological process: transmembrane transport. Lineage: Eukaryota; Metazoa; Arthropoda; Merostomata; Xiphosura; Limulidae. Gene Ontology annotation, cellular component: membrane. The transcript has 8 exons. The annotation marks the transcript as partial.